This is a messenger RNA of Ricinus communis (castor bean), 3275 nucleotides long. Its product is annotated as nodulin homeobox. Gene Ontology annotation, molecular function: single-stranded DNA binding. The record is from RefSeq and is a predicted model, not a curated record. The coding region runs from base 298 to 3171 and encodes 957 amino acids. Lineage: Eukaryota; Viridiplantae; Streptophyta; Magnoliopsida; Malpighiales; Euphorbiaceae. The transcript has 18 exons. Gene Ontology annotation, biological process: flower development.
UCUUUGUUUUUCUUCAGCUACAUGACAUAUACACAUUAGUUCAAAGCGCACAGAGAAAGAAAGGAAAAAAGAAAAGAAUAAAAGAAGGGAAAAUCAGAGAUGCGCUUUACUCUAAGCUUAGCUCUUUAUUGUUCCCAAAAUCCAAACUCAACGUGUCCAUUUACUCUACAAAGACUUUAAGAAAAGAAAGAAAGAAAGAAAAACCGCGAAUUAUUAAUUCCCAUUUUUGGGUCUUACUUUUUGUUGUUUUUGGCGCUCAAUUCUUGUAUUAUAAGCUCGUCGAUUUUAAUUUCAAGGAUGAGGCUUGCUAAAGAUGAAUCAUCAUGUAUUGCUGAACAAGUCAUUGACUUAAUUUCAGCAGUUAAAGAAUUACAUUGGCAUAGUUCUCAAGAGCUUAAUAAACUUAUAAGGGACUCCGAAAAUUUUACAAUUCACUUCCUCACUGAAAAAGGAUCAAAUUUAAAGAUUGAUGUGGAAAAACUGGCAGGAUUUCUUCCUUUGCAUCUUAUUGCGGUGCUUAUGUCAUCUGACAAAGAUGAAUCGCUGUUGAGAUAUUUAUUAUGCGGUAUUCGACUUUUGCAUUCCCUGUGCGACCUUGCACCUCGGCAUACUAAACUUGAGCAGAUUUUACUUGAUGAUGUAAAAGUGUCGGAACAACUGUUGGAUCUGGUGUUUUAUGUACUAAUUGUUCUUAGUGGUAUUAGACAGGAGAAGCAUAAUUCAAGCUCUGUGCCCCUUCUGCAUCCUGCACUGGUAGCUUGCAGUCUAUAUCUAUUAACAGGAUGCAUCUCUUCGCACUGGCAAGAUCUUGUUCAGGUGUUGCUUGCACACCCCAAGGUUGACGUAUUUAUGGAUGCAGCUUUUGGAGCAGUGCUUGUAGCCAUCCGGUUUCUCCAGGUCAAGCUAUCAGCUCCAUAUACUGACUUUCACAUGAGAUCAAGUCCAACAGCUGAACAAAUAGUUAACUAUCUAUGCCAACAAUGCGAAGCUUCUUUACAGUUUCUUCAGUCAUUGUGUCAACAAAAAUUGUUUAGGGAACGCCUACUUAGAAACAAGGAACUAUGUGGAAAGGGUGGUGUUCUUUUUCUGGCCCAGGCCAUCUUGAAGUUAAAUAUUAUACCUCCUUUUAUAGAGUCUUCUACAGUUGUUGCUGCUGUAUCCAGACUGAAAGCUAAAGUACUAUCUAUUCUAUUGCAUCUGUGUGAAGCAGAAAGCAUAUCUUACCUUGAUGAGGUUGCAAGCUCUCCAGGAAGCUUUGAUUUGGCCAAGUCUGUUGCAUUAGAGGUUCUUGAAUUAUUAAAGGCUGCACUUAGUAAAGAUCCCAAACAUCUUACUGCUAGUUCUGAGAGAACUUUUCCCAUGGGGCUUCUGCGACUCAAUGCAAUGCGUCUGGCUGAUAUUUUCUCAGAUGAUUCCAAUUUUCGGUCUUAUAUUACAACAUGCUUUACAAAGGUUCUGACUGCCAUAUUUUCACUGCCUCAUGGAGAGUUCUUAUCCAUUUGGUGUUCUUCUGAACUUCCACUGAGAGAGGAAGAUGCUACUCUCGAGUUUGAUAUAUUUAUAGCAGCUGGAUGGGUUUUGGACACAAUCUCAUCACUGAACCUAUCAAAUGCUCUAAAUUCAGAAAUUACUCUAAUCCCCAGUAACAUGCCCCAAGCUACCUAUGCUCAUCAGAGAACUUCAUUAUUUGUCAAAGUAAUCGCCAACCUUCAUUGUUUUGUCCCCAAUAUUUGUGAAGAGCAGGAAAGAAAUCUUUUUCUUCAUAAGUUCCUUGAGUGCAUGCGGAUGGAUCCAUCUGAAACUUUGCCUGAAUUUUCUUUUACUUCAGAUGCUAACAAAGCCAAUACUGUUUGCAGGAACCUGCGUUCAUUGCUAAGCCAUGCAGAAUCUCUGAUUCCUAACUUUUUGAAUGAGGAGGAUGUGCAGCUCUUGAGGGUGUUCUUCAACCAAUUGCAGUCGCUAAUUAAUACUGCUGAUUUUGAACAAAACCAGGUUCAAGAAAUCAAAUUUGAAAGGUCGAUAUCUUUGGAGAAGUUCUGUAAACUGGACAUUAAUGAACAUCAACAGGAGGCUCAAAGUACAGGGGGAUACUCAUCAGCUUUAUCGAAGAAGGAACUGUCAAAUCGUAAUAUAAGUAGUAAUCGGAAAGAGGAGAUUUCUGAGAAUUCUGCUUUCCUAGAAGAGGAGCAGCUUAGUUUCAGAAAUGAGCAUAUGAAAUAUGGUGAUGAUGCAAUGAGGGAAGAAAAGGAUAAAUCUGGUGGGACUGCAUCUACUAUUAAAAGAGAGAUUGACAGAGAUUUUCAGAACAUCGAAACAAGUGGUUCAGAUACCAGUUCCACUCGGGGAAAAAAUUUUGCUGGCCAGUUGGGGAAUAGCGACUUUCCAAAAUCAAGCGAGCAUAAAAAAGAAAAUGGCCUUCAGGGAGUUCAAGAAGGUGAAAAAGUUGAAACUAUUCAGUUUGAAGAAAAGCAGCCAAGAAAACGGAAAAGAACCAUAAUGAACGAGUAUCAAAUGUCAUUGAUUGAGGAAGCCUUGGUGGAUGAACCUGAUAUGCAUCGGAAUGCAGCUUCUUUACAGUCAUGGGCUGAUAAGCUAAGUCUUCAUGGUUCUGAAGUUACUUCCUCACAGCUAAAAAAUUGGCUCAACAAUCGAAAAGCAAGAUUAGCACGUGCAGGUGCAGGUAAAGAUGUCCGUACACCUAUGGAGGUUGACCAUGCUCUUUCAGAAAAGCAAAGCGUGCCAGCUCUGCGACAUUCACACGAUUCAUCUGAGAGUCAUGGCGAAGUUAAUGUCCCAGCAGGUGCAAGACUUAGCACAGCAAGAAUUGGUUCUGCUGAAAAUGCUGAGAUUUCUUUAGCUCAAUUUUUUGGUAUUGAUGCUGCAGAACUUGUUCAGUGCAAGCCAGGGCAAUACGUUGUGCUUGUAGACAAGCAAGGGGACGAAAUUGGUAAAGGAAAAGUGUAUCAAGUGCAAGGUAAAUGGUAUGGGAAGAGCUUGGAGGAAUCGGAGACUUGUGUUGUGGAUGUUACUGAGCUCAAGGCUGAAAGAUGGGUGAGGCUUCCGUACCCAUCUGAAGCCACAGGCACAUCAUUUAGCGAAGCUGAAACAAAGCUUGGGGUAAUGAGGGUGUUGUGGGAUUCAAAUAAAAUAUUCAUGUCUCGGCCUCAGUGAUGGUAGAAUCCUUCUAGUGUCUAUAGCAUUUUGUCUCUGGGGUAUAGUUCUUUCUUUUCUAGUUUAUUAGAUUUUCAAUAUAAUCAGGUUCAAGUUUUGUUUUU